UGGUCCAGUAGUUUUGACCAAAUUAAGGAUUAGUGCCUUAAUUAGCACCAGUUAAUCAAACCAAUCAGACAAUAAUUAACUCUGCAGGACUGUGAGUUCUGGAAGAGUGCCAGUCCUACGGAAGAUUUUGCUGCACAGAAGGAUGGCCCACAGAGGACCGCGUGGUGGUCCCACUCCAAGAGCCAAUGGAAUCUGAAAGCAACAAACAACCCAGUUUCUCUAACUUGGAUGGCUCAGCCUCGGAAAGACACCAGCAUCUCUUUCUCUCCACGCUUCCUUUCAAGCACAACCCAACCCCUCCUCUCUUCCUCUCCAAGUCAUAUCACUCUUGCCUCUUCUAUAUUACAUAACCUCUUUCCCCUCUACUUUCCUCUUCUCUCCUUCACUUUUCAGCUACAGGUUUUGAUUAAUCGGUGCUGUAAUUAAUUAACACCUGUGUUUAUGUUUUUGUAUGUUCAGAAUUACUUUAUUGAUGCAGAGAGGCCGGAGGAUGUACCACAACGUUGGUUCCAUGUCCGCUCACUCGGACUACUUGCCGCUCAUGGUCAUGGGAGAUAACAGCAGUGACCUGACCAUCAAUGAAACCUCCGUCGGCCUCCAACAUCAGUUGCUACAGCCGCCGUGCUUCGAUCCCAUCAACGGCUUUUCCGGCUCGGCGGCGGCUGCUGAUAUGUUAUACGCGGAGUUGCCGCCGGUGAUGGACUCUAGUAAUGCCGUGUUCUACCACCACCACCCGGUUCAUUACGAUGCGUUGGUUAAUCAGGUGCCGUAUGUCUUUGAGGCCGGGCAUGGAGAGCAGAAGCUGCUGGAGAACAGGACGAGGCAUCAUGCGUGGGGGUUGAAGCAGGGCGGGCAGAAGAAUGAGAAGCAAAGGAGAGAAAGGCUCGGGAAGAAGUUUGAGGACCUCAAAUCUCUCAUUCCGAACUCCACCAAGCCUUACAGGGCGUCGAUUGUGGCGGACACGAUCGAGUACAUCAACGAGCUGCUGAGGACCGUCGAGGAGCUGAAGAUGCUGGCCGAGAAGAAGCGGCAGAGGGGGAAGAAAAUGGCUGCGGCGGCGGUUGCGGCGACGGCAGCUGGGGACGUGGAGAGCUGUUCCUCGCUGGCGGUGGCGGCGCCGAUGGCCGAGGGCGGACCGAGCAGCGGGAUGCUCCGGAGCUCGUGGAUACAGAGGAAGUCGAAAGAGACGUUCGUGGACGUGCGCAUCGUCGACGACGAGGUCAACAUCAAGGUGACCCGCCGGCGGAGGGCGAACUGCUUGCUUGCCGUCGCCAAGGCACUCGACGAGCUCCGCCUGGAGCUGUUGCAUUUGUCCGCCGGGAAUGUGGGAGGAUCGAACAUCUUCAUGCUCAACGCCAAGAUUCAUGAUGGUUCUUCGGUCUACGCCAGUGCGAUCGCCAAGAAACUUAUCGAAGCAAUCGAUGUUGUCUAAGAAGAAACGGGGAGAUUAAUUAAUUAAUUAAUAUAUAAUAGAGCUAAUUAUAGUUAAGGUAGAUCUUGU
Messenger RNA from Zingiber officinale, 1501 nucleotides. Its product is annotated as transcription factor TIP2-like. NCBI's taxonomy places the organism in Eukaryota, Viridiplantae, Streptophyta, Magnoliopsida, Zingiberales, Zingiberaceae. The record is from RefSeq and is a predicted model, not a curated record. The coding region runs from base 452 to 1432 and encodes 326 amino acids. The transcript has 3 exons. Gene Ontology annotation, biological process: anther wall tapetum development; regulation of DNA-templated transcription. Gene Ontology annotation, molecular function: protein dimerization activity.